Molecule: messenger RNA, 3676 nt
Organism: Pogona vitticeps (central bearded dragon)
Lineage: Eukaryota; Metazoa; Chordata; Lepidosauria; Squamata; Agamidae
Gene: DCLK2
Product: doublecortin like kinase 2
Biological process (GO): intracellular signal transduction; protein phosphorylation
Molecular function (GO): protein kinase activity; ATP binding
Source: RefSeq, a predicted model, not a curated record
CUAUCUAUCUAUCCCUAUACGGCGUUUUUUAAAUUUUAAUUUGGAGAGGGGGCGGGCGGCUGCGGCGCAGCUGGCAAAAAAGGGCUCCAAUGGCCAGCCCCCGGAGGAACAUAGAGCUGGAGCAUUUCGAGGAAAGGGACAAAAGGCACCCGCGCUCGAGCGCCCGACGGGGAGGGGGCAGCUCGACUUGCAGCAGUAGCUCCGGGCCCAAAGGGAACGGGCUCAUCCCGAGCCCCGCGCACAGCGCCCACUGCAGCUUCUACCGCACGCGCACUCUCCAGGCCCUCAGCUCGGAGAAGAAGGCGAAAAAGGCGCGCUUCUACCGCAACGGGGACAAGUACUUCAAGGGCUUGGUCUACCCCAUCUCCAGCGACCGCUUCCGGUCGUUCGACGCCCUCCUCAUCGAGCUCACCAGGUCUCUGUCGGACAACGUCAACCUGCCCCAGGGCGUCCGUACCAUCUACACCAUCGACGGCAGUCGGAAGCUCUCCAGCCUUGACGAACUGGUGGAUGGUGAAAGCUAUGUAUGCGCAUCCAAUGAACCAUUUCGCAAAGUUGAUUACACCAAGAAUGUUAAUCCAAAUUGGUCUGUUAACAUCAAAUCUGCAUCAUCUCGAUCCCUUACAUCUCUGACAUCUGCAAGAAGUGAUGUGAAGGAGAGCAAAGACUUCAUUAAACCCAAACUGGUGACCGUUAUACGGAGUGGGGUGAAACCACGGAAAGCUGUGAGAAUUUUGCUGAAUAAAAAGACUGCUCAUUCCUUUGACCAAGUGUUGACUGACAUAACAGAAGCCAUUAAGUUAGAUUCCGGAGUUGUCAAGAGAAUUUGUACACUGGAUGGAAAACAGGUUACCUGCUUGCAAGACUUUUUUGGUGAUGAUGAUGUCUUCAUUGCUUGUGGACCUGAGAAAUACCGUUAUGCUCAAGAUGAUUUUGUACUGGACCACAGUGAAUGUCGUGUUAUGAAAUCAUCCUACUCCCGUUCAUCUGGGAUGCAAAAGUAUUCUGGAUCUAAAAGUCCUGGACCUUCACGUAGAAGCAAAUCACCUGCUUCAGUAAAGAGGAGUGGCCACUCCAGUGCUUACUCUUCAGCAAAAUCCCCAGUCAACGGAGCUACAAGCAGCCAGAUUUCCACUCCUAAAUCAACAAAAUCUUCUAGCUCUUCUCCAACAAGCCCAGGAAGUUUUCGGGGGCUUAAGAUUCCACCACAUUGUGGGUCUGCUUCCAAUGUGAAUGGUGUGCCUGAACUUUCUCCUUGCCUGAGUCCUGAAGGUGUGAAUGGAAACAAAUGCUCAGGGACAUCAACGAUUCUUGAAAAAUACAAAGUGGGCAAAGUGAUUGGAGAUGGUAAUUUUGCUGUGGUAAAGGAGUGCAUAGAACGAUCCACUGGAAAGGAGUAUGCACUGAAGAUUAUAGACAAAGGAAAAUGUUGUGGAAAGGAGCAUUUGAUCGAAAAUGAAGUCUCAAUACUGCGCAGAGUAAAACAUCCCAAUAUUAUCAUGCUGAUAGAGGAGAUGGAUACUGCAACUGAACUGUAUUUGGUGAUGGAGCUGGUCAAGGGAGGAGACCUUUUUGAUGCUAUUACAUCCUCAACAAAAUACACAGAGCGUGAUGGAAGUGCAAUGGUGUACAAUCUAGCCAGUGCACUUAAAUAUCUCCAUGGUCUCAGUAUUGUCCACAGAGACAUCAAGCCAGAAAACCUCCUGGUCUGUGAAUAUCCAGAUGGGACAAAGUCCCUGAAGCUAGGAGAUUUUGGACUAGCCACAGUGGUAGAAGGACCUCUCUAUACAGUCUGUGGCACACCAACAUAUGUGGCUCCGGAAAUCAUUGCAGAGACAGGUUACGGCUUAAAGGUGGACAUUUGGGCUGCAGGUGUCAUUACAUAUAUACUGUUAUGUGGGUUUCCACCAUUUCGUAGUGAGAAUAACGUUCAAGAAGAUCUCUUUGAUCAGAUUCUGAUUGGAAAGUUAGAAUUUCCAUCCCCAUACUGGGAUAACAUCACUGACUCUGCUAAGGAGUUAAUUAGUUUGAUGUUACAAGUAAAUGUGGAAGCGAGAUAUACAGCUGCUCAAAUUCUUAACCACCCUUGGGUAUCAGAUGAUGCCUCCCAGGAAAACAAUAUGCAAGCUGAAGUAACAGGUAAAUUAAAGCAGCACUUUAACAACACACUACCCAAACAGAAUAACCCAACCGCAGGGGUUUCUGUCAUCAUGAACACAGCUCUAGAUAAAGAAAAACAGAUCUUCUGCAACAAGCGCUAUCAGGACUCUGGUCGAACUGCUGUGAACCAAACCACAACAAUAAAUGCUGCAGCUCAUGAGCCUCCAAUGGUUGGUCUUAAAACAUUAUUUCCUGCUGCUUCUGAGCCACUCAAACUAUCUACACACCUCGUCUCAGCAUGUCAUGAGGAUACUGCAGGAUUUAUUUAAGACACGGUCCACUGAAGUCCACAGCUAGGUCAGAAAUCUAUCCGCUACUGUUCUCUUGCCCUCACUACUGUAGUUUAUUCACAUCUGUUUGAAAAGGAUGCAGGUAGUACGUACAGUAGUUUUUAGUGCUCUGGACAUUGUUUGGAAAGUUACCUUGUUUUUAGCAUUAUAUAUAAUUUCAACACUUGGAUUUGAACGAAAUAAUUAUUCUAGUGCAAAUCAUAUCUUGAUAUGCAGACUUUACAUUGAAAUAUUAAGACGCCCCAUCCAGCCAUCUCCAGAAUGGUUUUUUAAAAAGUAGAAAAUUAGAAGUUCUAUUAUUCUUUUAUGCAAUUUGGAUGGUUCAGUUCUGGAGUUACUCUGGAGAGGCAAGAUUGGUCCCAGUGGACAAUCUGUACAAUAUUGAAAGGCAGGCUGUGUGCGUGAGAAUGAAUGUGUGAAACCGUGGUCCUAGGAAGGGGUGGGAGACAUUUUAAUAUUAAAUGAUCUGGUUUGAAAUUAAAGUUUAGAUAACACAAACUUUACAAUGUGGAAUUUAAUACAAAAAUAACAUAAUGAAGGGGCAAUCAUUUUUCACUCUUUUUUGUAAGAAGACUGAAGGUCACAAAACCUUCAGCUGUUGUUAUUCUCAUAAGCUACUUUCUGCCACUGACACUUAUCAUUAAUUAUUACAAACAACAAAAACUGCCUAGAGUGGAAAGCUUGCUGCAUGUGUUGCAUUACCUAAAAGGGAGCAGUGUAUUUAAAGCAAGCUGCCUGAAGCAGUGAACAUCUGGUCACCUACACAGAUUGUUUUUGCCUCCCCCCCCCAAUUAGGCCACUUUUUUUGUACUGAUGGAAAGAGGGUGGGAUAUUUGAGGAACAAUUACUCUAAAAUGUGCAAUCAAGGGUAGAAGGGGUUGUGUCUUCUUAAUGCUUGUUUUACUGUUGUAUGUACUCUGUUUCCUUUUGCUCCUUUUAACAAUUCUAAAUCAUUUUCUAUUAGCUUUUAUUUUACAUUAGGACUAUAAAACCUGCAAUAAAAAUUCUUCUUGAAAAAAGUAAAUGGUAUUUUGUAAUGUAUAUAUAAUUGAGAAAGUAAGUCCAAUAUGGGUUGAGUUCCUUUUGGUCUAUGUGGCAACUAUAUUCUCAAGGUUAACAAUCUGGAAUCGAUUCAGGUUAGAUGGAUGAGCAUUAUACAUACUGACUGUACCAUACUUGAGAGUCCCACAGAACACAGAGCAAUGUAUUUCCAAGUAAAUAGGUAC